This is a messenger RNA of Sycon ciliatum, 1779 nucleotides long. RefSeq lists its product as uncharacterized. Lineage: Eukaryota; Metazoa; Porifera; Calcarea; Leucosolenida; Sycettidae. The coding region runs from base 285 to 1217 and encodes 310 amino acids. The transcript has 2 exons. The record is from RefSeq and is a predicted model, not a curated record.
AAAUUUCACCGUCGCUCCACAAUUCGUUGUUCGAUUCGCUCGUAGACCUUCCUCCUUCCAACUCACUAUUCUCUGCGCUGCGUGUCCAUGGUGUCCAGAGCUUGAAGCUGUUUCUAGACGAAAAGCAUCGGCGUCGUUCCGAGUUAGUUUUCGCACCACGUAGAUACAUGUACGUGCUCGUAGUCCCGGCCCGGGCCCGCCUAUGAAGUCAGUCCGUGCUUGGUUGGUUGCAGGCGUAGCCUCUGCAGUGAGCGGACGCCCUUCGAGGCCUUCUCGCCGUGCUCAUGGAGCGACAGAUAUGCGACCACAGUGAUUCAGGUGCUUCUGGAAGAUCGACUACAGAGGUGAGCUCUGGAGCUCCGACGUCGAACGAUGCAGGGCCCGAACUCGCGCCAUCGAAGGAAGGAGACAUCAACAUGGGGGCUGAAAGCCAAACUGCAUGUAGUACAUCAGCCGCCGAAUCCGGCCACGCACCGCCGUGUCAAAGGUCGAGCACGGAACGGAGCUGCUCUGCGGCAUGCGUCCCCGAAAGCUCGAAUUCCGUAGCGAAACCAAGCCCACCUGAUUCCUCACCUUGCACGGACAAUGGCGAGAAGAUCGAGCAGGAAUCGGGCAGCGAUUCGGAGUACAUCGUGGUGGAUGAGCAAGGCAGGCCGAUCGCUCAAGAAAGCAACGACAAUCCGCGUUCCACUGCGGAACGAGCAGGCAGCCCGGCCGAUGCGAAACAAACGGAUGUCACCGGCGGCGAGCAGCGACCAUCCGAAAGUAGCCUGCCGCCCCAGCCAGAGCAAGCCCGUGGUGCAUUUGUUGAUGCGAAUAAUGGUGCUGGCGGCGGCACGGACGGCGAAGGGGAGUUGGAGCAGCUAGGCGUGGCAGUGGGCAUGCAGCGCUUGUACGAUCUCGGUGACUGCGGAAAACCAGUGCUAGGGAUAUUGGAGAAACUCUCAGGCGUGGGCGAUACGUUGAAAAGCUACUGCAGAGAGGGGGAGAUUGGGGACGAAACUGUGCUAUUCGGCCGGCAGAUCAAGUACUGGAGCGAGGCAACCCUGAGGUACGAAGAGCCGUUCCGCGAGUUCCGAGCCUACGCCGUCGACUUGGAAACGGGCACCAUGGCGAAGUCGGAAGGCCGUCAGUUCCGGCACGCCGACAGAGCAGCGCAGAGUGCCGUCUACCAGCUUAUUCACACGCUGCGUAGUGAGCACAGCCUUGAAUUCUAGGUGCGAGCAGAGUCGGGGCGCCAUGGGCGUUGUUUUGUCGAGGUCAGGGCAAGACGUUUUACUGUGUGAUUUGGCAACAUGCUGGUGAGCUGAUCUACUCACCUCCCACCACUUUAGGAGCCGCAUCUGCGCCUUGAUCCUUGAAGGGUGGUGGCGUUCCUACGGAUGCGAAAACUCGGCCUCUAUUUAGAGAAACCGAGUCUCACGCGAACCGUGGAAAACAAUUGGCAACAUUGAUCCAUAGAGGGUGGGGGCGUUCCUGUGGAUGCGAAAAACUCGGACUCCAGCCGAGUCUCACCCGAAUCGUGAAUUUUUAUUUGUUAUUCUUUAGCAACGUUCUGCCAAAGAAGACAUUCCAGUGGUGUUACAUCAUUGAAUAAUACAUUGCACUAGGUAGGGCAUCAGUAGGUGUUACAUCAUUGAAUAAUAUAUUGCACUAGGUAGGGCAUCAGCAGGUCCAACAUAUUAAAAGCAGACUCUGUGACCAUACAUUACUGAAGCUGAAGGCUUUCCAGAAUCGAAUAAAGUUGUUACCUCGGCGACGCCAAUUUCUAUACUCCUG